Messenger RNA from Stomoxys calcitrans (stable fly), 4470 nucleotides. RefSeq lists its product as uncharacterized. Gene Ontology annotation, molecular function: protein binding. The transcript is spliced from 6 exons. Lineage: Eukaryota; Metazoa; Arthropoda; Insecta; Diptera; Muscidae. The record is from RefSeq and is a predicted model, not a curated record. The coding region runs from base 1379 to 4159 and encodes 926 amino acids.
AGAAAAAAGUUUGUGCACAGUUUAUCACUGGCAGCAGCAGCACCACCACCACCACCUCAUACACACUCACGCUGGUGGAUAAAUCGUCAUAGGAGAGUGAUGAAAAUGCCAUCGCUUUGGUUAAAAAUCAAUAAGUGCCCAGUAAAAAUAUUUAAGAAAAUCAAUUUCUCAAAUAAGCUCUAACCUUCUCGUUCGGUUCGUUUGCGCUAGGCUGUGCACAGUCGGUGAGACAGACAGACAGAUAGACAGACAGCAGAGGCAGCCAGGCAGUCGGAAGCAAGGGAAGAAGGAAGAAAAAACCUACAUACAUAACCUUUCUGGGUGAAGAAAUCUUCGAGUGUUGGUUGGCUGGCCAACUAGGUGACAUAAAUGAGGAAGGAACUUUGCCAAUUUCUUCUCGUGUCUCGUUGUCUCGAAAGCCAGGAUAAGGAAAAACCCACUCAGCCGAGUUUGCACAGCAGUGCUGAAGAAAAACUCAUAGCUCCAAGCCCAGCGGGGAGCCAACAAUUUCUUAUAUUUCUCGAAUUUUUGUCAUAACCAAAAAAAUCAAAAAAAAAAUAAUAAGAAGAAAGAAAAAACCACGACGACGACGUAUAGACGAGAUUGGUGAAGAGCAAAGCGAAUAAAUGUGUGUGUAUAAGUGCGUGUGAGUGUGUAUGCCAAUGUGAAAGUGAGUGUGUUUUCCCCCCUCCGUUCGUGUGUGUGUCAUGUAUGUACAAAAAGUACAAUAACCGAAAAAUCAAGAAAAACGAGUCGAAGAAUCAGCGGUAGCACCAGCACGGAAUUCCCCCAAAAAAAAGCCAAAGAAAAUUUUGUACGCGUCGUAACAACGCAACCAAAAAAGAAAAAUUUAAUUCGCUUAAUAGUAGACGAACAAAAACGUCAAACGCCUUGGCCCCUAAACACGUAAAGUUAAUCCCUGGGUCGUGGUGGCCGCUCCACCACAAAACCAGCAAGCAAAAAAAUCUGAAAAGUCCAUUUUUUUCUCCAACUCCGCCAUGAGUUGAGUGUAAAAACAUGUUUGUCGCAUGGAUGUUAAUGUGUCAUCAUCAUCAUAAUACGCUCUGCUGCUCUUUGGUGUAACGCCUAAAAGUGUGCCAUACCAAACACAAAUAUAUAGAUAUAACUACACAUACAUACAUGCACACUAUGUACAUAUGUGUGUGCCGUUGCCCGAGUGAAAAACCCAACUCCCAACAACCCGACUAUUAGCCAGGAAUCACACAUUCACUGCUGCAUUAUUGAAACGAAAUCCCAAGUCCCUCCAUAGAUCUCAAACAUUUACUCUAGACUCUAGACACCAGCAACCAGACAAGCGACCGCUCGACCUACCUACCUACCUACCUACCAACUACCUACUACCUACCUACAUUGGACCAUGGCUUCAUCUCUCUUGGAUCUGGAUGACUUAAUAGAAUUUCAAUUGGAUCGCCUGAAAUUGGAAGAGCUCAGCUACAAGGAUGAGCUACAGCUGCAACGACAAUUGCUGGACCUGGAUGCACUGCAGUGUCCCCAGCGUAGGCACAAGCCAACACCAAUGGCCGCCACAAAAUCGGCCAAUCAACAACAUCAGGCCUUGCAGGUGCCGGAGGCUUCAUCUUGCAUCGAUUUGCCCUCAAGCUUCAUGGCCUCGGGCGGCGGUCAGGAGAUGGCUACGGCGACAGCGACCGGGGCCAUAGCCCGCACCAGCAGUCGCAAAAGCCGGGCCAGUGCCAACGGUGUGGGUGGCAGUGUACAAAAUAUCACCAAUGGCAGCAUAGAAAUAGCAAUGGAAGAGUUGGGUGCCACCGGCGGCGUUGGAGCCAUCAAUCUGCGUAACUGUCACAGUUUCAGCGAUAGUGAAGACGAUGGCCUUGCAUUGGAUCAACAAAAGGAAUUUCGAUCGUUGGUUAUUGAAUGGUUUCAACAACUCCGCGCCAGAACUGAGGAUUUCAAAUCGGACGAAGAAUCGAGAAGGAUGCGAGAAGCCGGCAAUGAUUCCUAUCGCAAAGAAAGACAUGCUCUCAAAGCCUGUGACCUCUAUACGGAAGCAAUAUUUUUGGCGCCAUCGCAAGAUAGUAUAGCAGCCGCCAUGGCGCACGCAAAUAGGUCCACAGUAUUGCAUGACUGCGGCAUGUAUGAGCAAGCGUAUGAUGACUGUUUGUGUGCUUUGGAUUUGGGUUAUCCGGAGGAGUAUCAUCCAUUGAUUAAACUGCGUCAAGCCUCUUGUGCCUUAAAAAUGCGUAAUUUCGGUUUGUGCGAACAGCAUUUGCAUGAACUGUUACACAUGGAACUCUCGGAGACGUUUGAGGCUCGUACCCAUGAGCUGUGGCAUGAGUGUGAGGUGCUCAAGGCCGAGAAAAUCGAGAUGGGAGUUCAGACCGACAACGACUUAAUAAGUAACGGUACCAAAAUCUAUGAAGUUGCAUGGCUGGAUAAUACGAAUGUCAUAACCACUACGAAAAGCGCCUAUCUGAGGGCCAUCACCAAUAUACCCAACAACACGCCCAUCUUUCAGGAGGAAGCCGCCGUUUUUGUACCCAGCGGAGCGGCGAGGGUGUGCGAUCAUUGCGGCAUCACCCAAUUCGUUCCGUUUCCAUGCAUUUUCUGCUCCAAUCGUACAGCCGUCUACUGUUCACGCAAGUGCCGUGCGGCACACGCUUCCAUACACGCUCUCGAAUGCUAUGCUCAUCAAAUCGAACUCUUCGAGGAGUUCGGCGUGGAGUUCUCAAAGCCUCGUCUGCUGCAGCUCGCCUUUCGCAUGCUCAUCAACGGCUUGCCACAGGUGGUGCCACAUUGCCGCAAAAAGCCGACGGUCAGCAAAAUGUGGAGCGCCUUCAACAGCAUCCUCACCGAACGCAACUGCAACUCUUCGUCCACCUCGUUAGCUGCCUCGUCGACCUCCUACUCAGCACUGCUGCGCCUCGAAUCGCACCUAGAUAAAGAGGAGAAACCGAGCAUGGUCUCCUUUGCUAUUGUCGCACACAUACUCGCCAUCUAUUUGGGCGAAUAUACCGAUUUCUUCGAGCUCCUCGAGCUGACAAUGCCCGCUGCAGCAAAGCUCACGCGCCAGGAAUGGGAAUUGCUCGCGUCGGCUUUGCUGUUGCGCCACAUCUGUCAGCUGCGGCACAAAAAUCUGAUACACUGCCCAUCAUUUGUGCUGCCCGCCGAUCCUCAUGUCCUCUCGCCCAACGAUGAGUUCUCGCUCUGGGAGACGGUGCGACACGUGCGUCGCGGCUAUCUCCAUCUGAUAGCCGGCGAUGUAACGACCGUAGCCUAUGCGGUAUUCCCCCAGACGCUGAGCCACUGCCGCCACUCGUGUGCCGAUAUGAUCUACCGCAAAAUCAACGGCUGCAAACUGACCGCCUAUGCGACUAGUGAUAUACCCGCAGAUGCCUGUAUUUGCAAUUGCUUCGUGAGCGGGAACUACCGACAAUCGCUGUAUAGCCAUCGCAAACUGGAACUCUCUUCGCGUGGCAUCGAUUGCAAAUGCGACAAGUGUUUUCGUCCAUAUCCCGAUGAGGAUUUUCAUAAAUUUCAUCGUUACCGCUGUGAUAAUCCGAAUUGCAAACAAAUCUUUACGCCAUCAAAUCUGAAACGCACCCGUAACCUACAAUGGUGGAAGUCCGACUACUAUCGUCGACCGGAGAACAAUGGCUCCGAAUUGCUCGUCUGCACGGUAUGUGAUCAAACUCAGAAGCUCGAAUGGUUUUGGACCUUUACGGCGGCUCUAAUGGACUGUGAUACCAUCGAAGAACGUUGCAAACUGUAUGCGGCCAUUGAACGAGCCGAUGCGCAACUGGUGGAUACGCAUGAAUUGAAGGUGGCUCUAGCCCGUCAAUUAGUCGAACAAUGUUUGUUAAUACACAGAGAGGGUUCAAAGCAACUUGACGAAUGGGAGCUGAACAAACUGGGCUCGAUUAUGCGUAGUGCCCUACACAUAGUGGCCGCUCAACAUCGGGUCUUCAGUCUGGAGUAUGUGCAGCACAUGUCCUACUUCUGGGAUGUUAUGGCGCUGAGUAACUACAAGUGCGGCGACAAAGAGCUGAUGCAGAUGCUGCACGCCCUCGAGUUCAUACCCGAUGAGUUCAAGGAGAUAUUUAUCAACUACUAUGAAGACUUUAUUGCGCCGAAAUUCAUCGAAGAGAGCUAUGCAAAUAUACUGGAUACUGAAGUGUAAAAUCCAAAGUACUAAUCUCUCACCACCCACACACUCACAUACACACACACACACCCACAGCCAGUCCACCCUUUGACAUAACACAAGCAACAUGAGGAUCGCAAUCUCUAGACUCUAGAAAUUUACAUUUAAUGCUAUAACCAAAAAUUUAUAAAAAAAAAUCGAAAUUCACACUCAAAAAAUCUGUAAUAAGCAAUUCAAAGAAACAAAGACAAAAACCAAAUGAGGCAAAAACUAACAAAAAUUAACUCUCACCCACGUAUUUACACUCUCCCCAAGGAAGGAAAUCCAAGGUAUUUGCAAGGAGAAAA